AACCUGUAACAUGUUAAAGGCCUUUACACCCUAUUUUCAAAUUCUGACAAUUAAUUGAUUGAUAAUUGAGGGUUUUCAAACAUGGCCAUGGCAACUUCUGCUCUCCUAAUUCUUCUAAUGGCAAUUCCAGCUGCUUAUGCUGCGCAAUACAUCGUCGGAGACAGUUCAGGAUGGACCAAUUUCGGAGUCGAUUACAGCACUUGGGCCUCCGGUAAAACAUUCACCGUCGGUGACACUCUUGUGUUUAACUAUGAUGGUUCUACGCACAAAGUGGAUGAAGUAUCUCAAAGCGAUUAUAAUAGUUGCAGCUCAAGUAAUGCUAUUGAAAGCCAUGACGAUGGAAGCACAACAAUUAAGUUAUCUAAGACAGGCACAAUUUACUUCAUUUGUCCCACAGCUGGUCACUGUAGUGGUGGCAUGAAGUUGGCUGUUAAUGUUGUGGCAGCCAGCACUACCCCAGGUACUAGUCCCACCACUCCUGCCCCUGCUCCUCCAUCUGGUUCUACCACUCCAUCUGGUUCUAACACUCCUGCAGCUGAAACCCCUUCCAACACCACCUCGCCGCCGCCGCCGCCCGGCAAUAAUGGAGCAGCUAGCGUUUUCGUUAAUAUGAAUGUUUUAAUGUUUGGUUCUUUACUAGUACUUGGUUUGUUGGGCUAGGAAAGAGGCAGUGCUGUUAUUUUGUUUUGGAUAUUGCUGUUGGAAUUUGAACUAUUGUGUGGUUUUAUCAGUGGAUAUUUGUAUAUUUCUGUUUUAUUUAUGAUCAUAUUUAAUAAUUGAUUUUUCCUCGGAGAUUUAAAUUUUGUA
Molecule: messenger RNA, 807 nt
Organism: Jatropha curcas
Lineage: Eukaryota; Viridiplantae; Streptophyta; Magnoliopsida; Malpighiales; Euphorbiaceae
Product: basic blue protein
Cellular component (GO): plasma membrane
Molecular function (GO): electron transfer activity
Source: RefSeq, a predicted model, not a curated record